AGAUACAGAGAGAGAGAGAGAAAGGAGGAGAGAGUGAGUGAGAGAGAGAGAGAGAGAGAGAGAUAAAAGAGAAGAGAGAGAGGGAGACAAAACGCGCGCGCGCCUGAGAGCUGUGUGAGGACAUCUCUGAUUAGUGCUUCAGCAGCGCGCGCUGUGUGCAGAGGAAACAAGCAGAAGAAGAACUUUCUUCAGGAUUUCUGGGGAAUUUCUGUUGGUGGAAUCUCUGUGUUGUAGCUGCUAGAACAGUCCGUGUGAAGGCAUGGAUCCGGCACCAGCCGAGAUGAACGCCAUUCCCAAUGGGAAAGGCCAUGAAGCAGCUGAAGAGGCUCCCGCCACCACGCUCACGCCCACCAAAACCCAAUCAGGAGACACGGCUCAGGAGCUCGUACCAAAUAGUACAGAAAAUGCCAGUCCCAACAGAGCUGCGGGAGAUGCGGAGGCAAACCUGGCCGAAAGUUCAGAAUUUCUCUCCAAUGCUGACGACAAGAAAGCACCGCGCUUCACAGACUUUGAGGGGAAAACCUCUUUUGGGAUGUCUGUCUUUAACCUGGGAAAUGCCAUCAUGGGCUCUGGAAUUCUGGGACUGGCAUACGCCAUGGCGAACACCGGCAUCGUCCUGUUUCUGUUUCUCCUCACAGCCGUGGCGUGUCUCUCAGCUUACUCCAUCCACUUGCUGCUCAAAUCCUCAGGCAUUGUUGGAAUCAGGGCUUAUGAGCAGCUGGGAUAUCGGGCCUUCGGAACACCGGGAAAAAUGGCGGCGGGAAUCGCAAUCACACUGCAGAAUAUUGGAGCCAUGUCCAGCUAUCUGUAUAUAGUGAAGUAUGAAUUUCCUCUGGUGAUCCAGGCCUUUCUCAAAGUGGACAAACCAUCUAGCGAGUGGUAUUUUGACGGUAAUUACCUGGUGAUCAUCGUCUCCAUCUGUAUUAUUCUUCCUCUGGCUCUGAUGAAGCAGCUGGGUUAUCUGGGCUACACCAGUGGUUUCUCUCUGAGCUGCAUGGUCUUCUUCCUUAUCUCGGUGAUUUAUAAGAAGUUUCAGGUGCCGUGUCCUUUUGUGGACUUUGCCCUAAACCGGACGCUGGAUCUGAACAUCAGCACUCCCCACGGAGUCACGGUGACCCCUGAUGAUGAUCCAUCUUGUGCCCCCAAGAUGUUCAACCUCAAGCUUCAGACAGCCUACACUAUUCCCAUCCUGGCCUUUGCGUUUGUGUGCCACCCGGAGGUUUUGCCAAUUUACACAGAACUGCGCAACCCCACCAAGAAAAAGAUGCAGCAUGUGUCCAACAUCUCCAUCGCUGUCAUGUACAUCAUGUACUUCCUGGCUGCGCUGUUUGGAUAUCUGACCUUCUACGAUAGGGUGGAGGCUGAGCUGCUGCACACCUACAGUAAGAUCGACCCCUAUGAUACACUGAUCCUGUGUGUGCGUCUGGCUGUACUGACCGCUGUGACACUCACCGUACCCAUCGUACUCUUCCCAGUGAGGAGAGCCAUCCAGCAGCUUUUCUUUCCCAAUAAAACCUUCUGGUGGCCGAGGCACAUCGCCAUCGCCAUCACUCUCCUCACCACCAUCAACCUGCUCGUCAUCUUCGCCCCCAACAUCCUCGGCAUCUUCGGAGUCAUCGGUGCUACAUCGGCCCCGUGUCUCAUCUUCAUCUUCCCGGCCGUCUUCUACAUCCGGAUCGUUCCCAAAGAGGAAGAGCCCAUGCGCUCGGCUCCAAAAAUCCUGGCUGCCUGUUUUGCCGGGCUGGGUGUAUUGUUUAUGAUAAUGAGCCUGAGCUUCAUCAUCAUUGAUUGGACAUCGGGGAGCAGCAACGCAAGCAGUGGACACUAGGCCACGCCCACUUUUUAUUUCUUUCUUUUCGUUUUUUUUUUUUUUUUUUAAUAAUAGUUGCUGUUGUGUGUAUUUUUUAUGUUGUGUAUAGUCGUCAGGGUCGGGGGCCGUAGAGUUUGCAUAAUCUCUCCGUGUGACGUCAGUGUGACAGACUCAGGAUCAUCAGGCCUGCAGGUCCACCUUCUUCAGCACAGGAAACACAGUGCAGGGCUGUAGAGUAGUGAUGGUAUGUAUUCUACUGUACGCUUUCCUAAAACCGUCCAGAAACGUUUCCACAUAUAACUUCCACAAACUGUCCAGCGGCUUAUUAUAAACCGAACGGGCCACAGUGGGGAGAAUGCAUUCUCAGCAAACUUCGCAGCCAACCCUCCAACCAAUCCAAUACCUCCAACCCCUUUAAUCCCACCCGUCCUUUUUUUUAUCAAUUAAUUUCCCACUAUUAUUUGAAUUUGACCUCUUUGACUCCAAGCUGGCAAAAUUAAAACAGGGUAUUUUUUAGGAGGCAGGGCCUUUAUAUGCACUUUCAUAAUUGGAAAACAGCAGUUAUCACAUUAAAUAAGAAAUCAUGUAAACAGCAUACUCUGAUUCUAAUUCUAAAAUCAGAUUAAGUAAACUAAUUAAAAGAGCUGGAUUUUAGCUCAGUAAUCAUAUGUAUCAGUUUAUGUAUUCUGUGCAGUAAUCAGAUUAUGAAGUGCAUGUUACUGCACUUAGGGCUCCACUCACAAAAGUUUGUUCACACCUGCUGUUGCUUGGUUUGACAGGCUUUCGAGAACACUGGCUAAAAUCUUAUUUAGUUAAUAAGAGAAAAGAAAAUUGAAGAAUUGAUAUUGAUUCAUUUAUUUCAAAUGAUAUAGCAUGGACUUGUCAAUAUCGACCUUGUGGGUAAAAAAAAAAAACUUUAUAGGAGAAUGCUAACUGCUAAUUCUGUUAGCUUAGCUAAUAAUAAUAAUAAAAAAAAUGGUGGCUUGUAUUGCAUUCAGUCAGGUAAGAUUAAACGAGGGAACAACUAUGGAUGACAGGCAGGGCUUAGACUGUUGCGCCACCCUAUAUAGAACAGUUUCCAUAGUUCAUAGUAAAGAACCAUUAAAGCUCUUUUUUUUUUUAUUUACUGAUGCAGCUAAGAGCAACACAUUGUAGAAUUUUGUUUUCAGCAUAACAUUGAUGUAUGUUGGUAAAUAUAAUAUAAAUAUUAAGUUUUACAUCGUGUUAUUAUAUACAGU
This is a messenger RNA of Astyanax mexicanus (Mexican tetra), 3048 nucleotides long. It is a transcript of the gene slc38a3a, whose product is annotated as solute carrier family 38 member 3a. Lineage: Eukaryota; Metazoa; Chordata; Actinopteri; Characiformes; Acestrorhamphidae. Gene Ontology annotation, biological process: asparagine transport; histidine transport; L-glutamine transport. Bases 260 to 1828 code for a protein of 522 amino acids. Gene Ontology annotation, molecular function: L-asparagine transmembrane transporter activity; L-glutamine transmembrane transporter activity; L-histidine transmembrane transporter activity. The record is from RefSeq and is a predicted model, not a curated record. The transcript has 17 exons.